Molecule: messenger RNA, 1567 nt
Organism: Ochotona curzoniae (black-lipped pika)
Lineage: Eukaryota; Metazoa; Chordata; Mammalia; Lagomorpha; Ochotonidae
Gene: SCO1
Product: protein SCO1 homolog, mitochondrial
Exons: 6
Coding region: 1-921 (306 amino acids)
Biological process (GO): mitochondrial respiratory chain complex IV assembly
Source: RefSeq, a predicted model, not a curated record
AUGGCGGGGUUUCCUCUCCGAGCCGGUGCGCUCCUCUGGGCUCCGGCGGCCGGGCUCCUGCGGCGUUCGUGGCCCCGAGGCCUCGGGCUUGGGGUCCCGCCGGCCGGGGCCGUGGGAGUCGUGCGGCGGCAGCUGUGCGCGUGGCCUGAAGAGACAUGGCGGGCCUCGGGGCCGGCGCGAGGCUGUUCGAGAAGCCGGGCCUUCGGCACGGCCAUGCCGCCACCGCCGGGGUCGUCGGGGCCCGAGGCCAGAGGCCGCCAGGACCCCUCACGGCCGUCGCAGCCUGGGCCUGUGUCCUGGAAGUCUCUGGCGGUCACGUUUGCUAUCGGCGGAGCGCUGCUGGCGGGGAUGAAGUACUUCAAGAGGGAGAAGACUGAGAAGCUGGAGAAGGAACGGCAGCGAAGCCUCGGAAAGCCCCUGCUUGGGGGGCCGUUCUCCCUCAUAACUCACACUGGGGAGCCCAAAACGGACAAGGACUACCUGGGCCAGUGGGUGCUCAUCUACUUCGGUUUCACUCAUUGUCCUGACGUCUGUCCAGAAGAACUGGAAAAAAUGAUGCAAGUCGUGGACGAGAUCGAUGAUAUCCCAAGUCUGCCAAACUUAACUCCGCUUUUCAUCACCAUUGACCCAGAGAGGGACACAAAAGAAGCCAUUGCCAACUACGUGAAAGAAUUUUCUCCCAAGCUGGUUGGCUUGACUGGCACCAAAGAAGCGAUUGACCAGGUCGCCAGAGCAUACCGAGUGUACUACAGCCCUGGCCCCAAAGACGAGGACGAGGACUACAUAGUGGAUCAUACAAUAAUCAUGUACUUGGUUGGCCCAGAUGGGGAGUUUCUGGAUUAUUUUGGCCAGAACAAGAAGAACGGAGAGAUAGCCGGCUCCAUUGCCGCGCACAUGAGGGCGCACAUGAAGAAGUGCUAGCCUAGCCGGGCAGCCACACCCCACGGGGCCGUGUUCUCGCGUGAAAGAGGAUGGCGGAUUUGUCUCCCACGGGAGCCGACAUGUACAACACCAACGCAAACUGCAGAGCGGCCAUCACACCAGGAGAAGGCCUGUAACUGGGAGUGUGUGUGACCCGUGGGUCCAGCCAAGAGAGGCUCCUGGGACCGUGAAGAUGAGAGCCAGGUCUCCCCGGCAGCCGCCGUGACACGGGGGACCAAGGUGGAGGGAAGCCCGUGGGGAGAGGACCUCGGGGAGGCCGGCCUCGGAGCCCGGCCCUGGUCUCGCCACUUUGUUCCUGUGGUUAUGAGGCUGAAUUUACUGAAGGGCGGGUAGGUCUCUGCCACUCAGGUUCCACUCGGGGCCAUUCCACGUUAACCUGCACACUUGGAAGCCUGCGUUGGGUUUUCCUUGUUACUGGCUGUGACUGUCCGCCGGGGCAUCACAUGCUCCCGUCAGCUGGGGUUGUUUGAUGAAGUCACCUGCUGUCUGGGGGAAGCCCUGGUUUGUUCUUUGAUGUGAUGACCACAUGCCCCCUCAGGUGGUCAGUGACAUUGACUGUGUGCGCUGCCAUCGCUGGACUGCGCCGUGUGUGAAAUAAAGCCGGUGCCCUCCACUUCGCCACUCA